UUUGAAAAUGUUUUGGCAGCGCUCCUCUUCCGUACUGCGCGUCAUCGCCCUCAUCCUCAUCAUCCUCAUCCUCAGUUGGACCAAAGUAAGGGAAGUAAAGACGGACACGAGCGAUCCUUCGACCGUACCAUGGCAAUGACGGGCCCGAGCUCCUGUUCCUCCAUGAGUAACCACACUAAAGACAGAGUGACCAUGGCCAAAGUGACCCUGGAGAACUUCUACAGUAACCUAAUAGCACAGCACGAGGAAAGGGAGAUGAGACAGCAGAAGUUAGAAAAGGUGAUGGAUCAAGAGGGAUUGGCCGAUGAAGACAAACGGGUCAGAAGAUCUCAACAUGCCAGGAAGGAGACCGAGUUCCUUCGGCUGAAACGCACCCGGCUCGGCCUGGAGGACUUUGAGUCCCUGAAGGUCAUCGGAAGAGGGGCUUUUGGAGAGGUUCGUCUGGUGCAGAAGAAAGACACGGGACAUGUAUAUGCAAUGAAGAUUCUUCGGAAAGCUGAUAUGCUGGAAAAGGAACAGAUCGGACACAUUCGAGCGGAGAGGGACAUCCUGGUCGAAGCAGACAGUCUUUGGGUCGUCAAAAUGUUCUACAGCUUCCAGGACAAGUUGAACCUUUACCUCAUCAUGGAGUUCCUACCAGGAGGCGACAUGAUGACGCUGUUGAUGAAGAAGGACACCCUGACAGAGGAGGCCACCCAGUUCUACAUAGCGGAGACCGUGCUGGCCAUCGACUCCAUCCACCAGCUGAGCUUCAUCCACCGAGACAUCAAGCCCGACAACCUGCUGCUGGACUCCAGGGGUCACGUGAAGCUGUCAGACUUCGGCCUGUGUACGGGGCUGAAGAGAGCCCACCGCACCGAGUUCUACAAGAACCUGAACCACAGCCUGCCCAGCGACCUCAGUAAACAAACGUUUCAGAAUAUGAACUCAAAGAGGAAAGCAGAGACGUGGAAGCGGAACCGGAGACAGCUGGCCUUCUCCACGGUGGGCACCCCAGACUACAUUGCUCCCGAGGUGUUCAUGCAGAACGGUUACAACAAGCUCUGUGACUGGUGGAGCCUGGGGGUCAUCAUGUAUGAAAUGCUGAUAGGAUACCCACCGUUCUGCUCAGAGACCCCACAGGAGACGUACAGGAAGGUGAUGAACUGGCAGGAGACGCUCAUCUUUCCCCCAGAAGUACCGAUCUCCGAGAAGGCCAAGGAACUCAUCCUGAGGUUCUGCUGUGAAGAGGAGCACCGGAUCGGAGCCACAACAGUGGACGAGAUCAAGAGCAACGCCUUCUUUGAGGGGGUGGAUUACGACCACAUCAGAGAGAGACCCGCCGCUAUUCCCAUCGAGAUCAAAAGUAUCGACGACACGUCGAACUUUGACGAGUUCCCCGAUUCCGAUAUUCUCCAGCCGACAACUGCUCCAGUUGUGUCCAACCAGACGGAGACGGACCUGAAGAACAAGGACUGGGUGUUCAUCAACUACACAUACAAACGCUUUGAAGGGCUCACGGCCCGCGGGGCCAUCCCCUCCUACAUGAAGUCUGGAAAAAGAUGAGCUCGUCGCCGUAGGACUCUCAAACCGUGCUGUCAAACAAAAGUCCCGCCCUCAAAGUAAUCAACACGAUGUGUGUGAGGCGGAUUCCCUCUUGGGCUGUCCAUGUUCAGGAAGAUGAAAAAAUGCUCUUACUUUUCAUCGUUGUAAAAAAAAAAUGGAUUGAUGCUUUCUUUUUUUUUUGGUAUGCUUCACUUUAAAAUAUUUCCAAGCUUGGAAUGUAUAUUUGUUUUUCAGUGCCUCAAUUCAUCCAAUAUCGAUAUUUUUUUUUUUUUUUUUUACUCUCUGAUGUCAUUUUAGAAUGUUCCUCAAACCUGUGGACUGCUGCAAAGUGCUUCUCGUCUGCAAUUCCGAAUACCAGCAAUUUACUCGUGCGUUGGGCAGCCUUUAGUCCUGCGUGGGGCCUACGAUCAGCAGCUACUACGGUUCACACCAGGCUUUUAUUCUAUCCUCACUCUUCACUUCUGAGACGCUUCCUCAGGCUCUUCAUUCAGUACACCCUACGACACAGUAGAGCUGUGUUCUUCGUUCAAGAUGCAUAUCAAAGUGUGACUUUACUUUUCCCACAGAUGCUAUUGGAGUGUAUAUGCUAAUAGUUUGGGUGGAAAAGCUCUUCACGGCUGCAAGUUGUUUCCCUUUUAAAUGACAUUUGCUUCUUGUUACCAAAUGACUCGUAACCAAAGAGCUGAAUGAAUCAUGUCUUAAAUUAUGUUUAUACUCUGUAUGUAGUGUUUGUAGUUUCACUUAGGACUCGCUCAAUACGCAUUAAUGCACAUAUUGGUAGCAACAAAUUCCCAGCUUGAGUUUCAUGCUUUUUAUGAAUGGAACAAAUGACAAAGGAUGUAAUACUUGUACUAUGUUGUUGUGCCACCUUAUCAAAACAAAAAUACAAUUUCACUUUGGAUACAAA
This is a messenger RNA of Gadus macrocephalus (Pacific cod), 2452 nucleotides long. RefSeq names its product serine/threonine kinase 38a (gene stk38a). Gene Ontology annotation, molecular function: protein serine/threonine kinase activity; ATP binding. Gene Ontology annotation, biological process: intracellular signal transduction; peptidyl-serine phosphorylation. The coding region runs from base 130 to 1545 and encodes 471 amino acids. Lineage: Eukaryota; Metazoa; Chordata; Actinopteri; Gadiformes; Gadidae. The transcript is spliced from 14 exons. The record is from RefSeq and is a predicted model, not a curated record.